This is a messenger RNA of Aspergillus oryzae RIB40, 618 nucleotides long. RefSeq lists its product as uncharacterized. NCBI's taxonomy places the organism in Eukaryota, Fungi, Ascomycota, Eurotiomycetes, Eurotiales, Aspergillaceae. Bases 1 to 618 code for a protein of 205 amino acids. The record is from RefSeq and is a predicted model, not a curated record. The transcript has 2 exons.
AUGCUGACUCAUAUUAGAGCCCUGGAAGUUUUACCCCAGCUCAAGGUCUAUUUCGACGGAUUGGAAGAGCUUCGCAAGUCAGAACUGGAAUGGACCGUAUUCCAUAUCGGCAUGUUCAUGGACUACUUUGCCACCCCGGCCCUGAAGUCAUACCUGAAGCCACACAUCGCCGCAUUAGAUCUCGAAAACAAAGUCGCUGCCAUUCCAGGAGAUGGUAAGGUCCCCGUAACUCUGAUCUACUCGUUUGAUAUGGCCAGAUUCGUGGUUGCAUCGCUGGACCUGGAACACUGGGAAGAAGAAAGCCGUGUCGUUGGGGACGAGAUAACUUGGAAUGAGUUUCUUGUUCUGGCUGAGGAGGCUCGUGGAUCCAAAUUCGAGGUUCACUAUGAUGACAUCGAGAAGCUGAAGCGGUUCGAGAUCACCGAACUGCCGGCCCAAAAGGCUCUCUACAAUCGGGUCCCGAAGGAGACCUUUCAGUGGGUUACCGCGAUCUUUGAACGGUUUACUGCUGACGGUAGCUCUCACAUUCCCAAGACUGGUAGCUUGAAUGAACGUUUCCCCGAAAUCAGAACGCUUUCGGUUAAGGCGAUGCUCAAUACUUACUGGAAAAGUGGAUGA